Molecule: messenger RNA, 2499 nt
Organism: Ziziphus jujuba (common jujube)
Lineage: Eukaryota; Viridiplantae; Streptophyta; Magnoliopsida; Rosales; Rhamnaceae
Product: tRNA (guanine(26)-N(2))-dimethyltransferase 2
Exons: 12
Coding region: 42-2057 (671 amino acids)
Biological process (GO): tRNA N2-guanine methylation
Cellular component (GO): nucleus
Molecular function (GO): RNA binding
Source: RefSeq, a predicted model, not a curated record
ACCCACCCAUACCAUGACCCAACUUCUAUGAAUUCCGGCUUAUGUUAGCAACAAAAUACGAACAAAUCCUAGCGUGCGCCGCCGUGAGAAAAGUAGGGUUUAAGGGAAUACUAAAAUACAAAAAUCUGCAAAAUCUCUCCAACGAGAAGAAAAGCGGAAGAACAACUGCAAGCUCUUCCUUUUUACGGCGUUUUGGUGCUGGUUUUGCUUAUCUAUCUAGUACCACCAAUACAGCCAACAACAACCCAAGAACAGAACGACCAGAAGGGAGCACUAGAAAGACUGAUAAUUUGUUUUUGUAUGAAAGUGGAUUGAAGAAAAUGUCGACGGAUCUCAAUGAUUUCACCAUUAUCAAAGAAGGAGAAGCUGAGAUUCUCAUGCACGCUAAAAACGAAGUCUUUUACAACAAAACCCAGGUUAACAACAGGGACAUCUCAAUUGCUGUCCUUAGGACUUUUAUAGCCAAUCGCAAAGAGGAGCAUGAAGCAAGGUUGUCCAAGAAAACAAAAGCAGCAUCAAAAGUGUCUGAGAAGGAUGCUUCUGAAUCUGUUCAAGAAGAAGUGGCUAAUGAAUCAACUGUAUGUGAUGAAAAAUCCAAUGGAGAUUCUGAAGUGCCAGAAAAAGUAUCUCAAUAUGAAUCUUGUGGCCUUUCAGAAGAACCAGUCAAAGGCACAGAGGGAAAAGUAUCAGGAGAACUGAAGCCACCAAGAGUUCUUGAGGCUUUGUCAGCUUCUGGCUUAAGAGCUAUAAGGUAUGCUCGUGAAGUAGAAGGCAUUGGUCAAGUUGUGGCCUUAGACAAUGAUAAAGCAUCUGUGGAAGCUUGUCAGAGAAACAUCAAAUUCAAUGGUUCAGUGGCAUGUUCAAAAGUGGAGUCACAUUUUGCUGAUGCUCGUGUAUAUAUGCUCACACACCCAAAAGAAUUUGAUGUGGUUGAUCUUGAUCCUUACGGUUCACCUUCUGUGUUCUUGGAUUCUGCGGUUCAGUCCAUUGUUGAUGGAGGCAUGUUGAUGUGUACAGCAACUGACAUGGCAGUUCUAUGUGGGGGUAAUGGGGAGGUUUGCUAUUCAAAAUAUGGUUCCUAUCCAUUGAGAGGCAAAUAUUGCCAUGAAAUGGCUUUGAGGAUCCUCCUAGCCAGCAUUGAGAGCCAUGCAAAUCGUUAUAAACGGUACAUUGUUCCUGUGCUGUCCGUUCAGAUGGAUUUCUAUGUUCGUGUUUUUGUCCGUGUCUACAGCUCUGCUAGUGCAAUGAAGAACACUCCCCUUAAGCUUUCAUAUGUCUAUCAGUGCACUGGUUGUGAUUCUUUUCAUCUUCAACCUAUUGGGAGGACUGCCACCAAGAACAACUGUGUAAAAUAUCUACCUGGGUUUGGUCCUGUUGUUCCCCAAGAGUGCAGUGAUUGUGGGAAGAAAUUCAAUAUGGGUGGCCCUAUAUGGUCUGCUCCCAUCCAUGAUCAGGAAUGGGUUACUUCCAUUCUAGCUGAUGUGAAAUCUAUGAAGGACCGCUAUCCUGCUUAUAAUCGCAUCUCUGCCAUACUCACGACAAUCUCAGAGGAAUUGCCAGAUGUUCCUUUGUUCUUGAGUUUGCACAACCUCUGUGCCACUCUAAAGUGCACUUCUCCAUCAGCAGUGAUUUUCCGAUCUGCAGUGAUCAAUGCUGGGUAUCGUAUAUCAGGAACUCAUGUAAAUCCAUUGGGAUUGAAAUCAGAUGCUCCAAUGGAUGUCAUCUGGGACAUAAUGCGCUGCUGGGUCAAAAACCACCCGGUGAAAGCUCAACCAGCAGAUCAGCCUGGAAGUGUCAUACUUGCUAAAGAACCAGUUCUUCAAGCUAAUUUUGCUCGAGCUGUUGCAUCUCUUAGCAAGGCACAAGCCAAGAAGGUUGCACGCUUUCUUCCAAAUCCUGAAAGGCAUUGGGGCCCGAAGCUCAGGGCAGGUCGUCAAAUCACCAGCAAACACAUUUCUCUUUUAGGUCCGGAUGCAGUUAAUGGAGUUCUUAACCAGGAAGAGGUUGAAGAACCGGAUGCAAAGCGACAAAAGACAGAGGAUCCCACUGCAUGUUGAGGAAACAAAUUCAUUCUUCAGGUACAUGGUGGAACCUAGCUUGCUUAAAGCUCCAUACUCUCCCAUGAGAUGGGAAUGCCAUUUACUCACUGUUUUUUUUAGAGAGGGGGUGCGGUUGUGGGGUGUGGCGAGCAGGGGGAAGAGAGAGAGUGAUUCAUUUUAUCAUGUCAAAGUGCUUUAUGGCGCACCAGUUAAAGCAUUAUGGAAAAUUUCACUGGUGAAAUAGAGCAGCCUAGAGGAGAAUCAACAAUUUUGGAUUUGAGUAUUACUGUAAUUUAUAACGUUAUGUGCUGCAUAGGAAAUUAGAUUUGUUUAUGUAGCAUGUAGUGUGAAAGGAAAUUAGAUUUCUAUCUUCAACUAUGGGCAUAGGCUUCAUUUCCUGUUUGGAAUUGUCUACAUUAUUUUUUUCUUUAAUGUAUAUUUCUCUCUCGUGACUUGUUUA